Molecule: messenger RNA, 2805 nt
Organism: Microthlaspi erraticum
Lineage: Eukaryota; Viridiplantae; Streptophyta; Magnoliopsida; Brassicales; Brassicaceae
Source: the annotation of a GenBank genome assembly
AUGGGCUUUAUACGGCCACCGGUGGUGAGAAGCGGCGGAGAUUAUAUAGAGAGCAUUUUCGGAGAAUACUCCGCCGGAAAAUCAAAACCAAGCCGGAAACUCAACUCCGCCAAGUUCGUGACGGCGCUGACGUUUCUUCAGUUUGCAUUUGCCGUCUACGCCACCGGACUUCUCUACUACAUGAGUCCUUCCAUAGACUUGCGGGCCAAGCCAGACUUCACUUGGGCCACCAAAUGGGCCCAUAACAUGCGUAAUUACAUUGUUACCCCUCACGUCGUCAACCAUUUCCAAGACUCUGCUUCCUUCCUGAAAUCGUCGGAGGAAAACUUCCCGGCGGUGGUUUCUCCGACGGAGGUCUGCGAGUACGAAAAAAUCGAUUUCUCGCAGAAGAAAUCCAACGACCAGCAAAUGAUCAAGAUGAAGAGAGAGCUAUACGACGACGUUGUGGGUUUCCAGAGGAAGAAUCUCGGGUCAGAGAGUUUAGAGGAGUUGAUGAAGAUGAAGUCUAAAUGGGCCUUAAACGGGCCGACAAAACCCAAAGUGACAGUGAUACUAAACCAUUUCAAGAGGAAAACGCUUUGCGCGCAGCUCGAUUCCCUCCUCCACCAAACGCUGCCGUUUCACCAUGUCUGGGUUUUGGCCUUCGGGAGCCCAAAUGAAGCUUCUCUCCGGCGAAUCGCCGGAAGCUACAACGAUUCUCGGAUCAGCUUCAUCAGCUCGAACUACGACUUCAAGUACUAUGGAAGAUUCCAGAUCGCGCUUCAGACGGAAGCGGAUCUGGUUUACGUUAUCGACGACGAUAUGAUCCCUGGGAAGAAGAUGCUUCAAAUGCUCUCACACGUCGCCGGAACGGGAAAGUACGAGAACUCCGUUUUGGGAAGCAUCGGACGGAUUCUACCUUUCCGGCAGAAGGAUUUCACGUUUCCGAGCUAUAGGAAGUUUCGAUCGAAAGAAGCGGGGCUUUACUUGCCUGAUCCAGCUUAUGACAUCACUUUGGAUCGAAUCCUCCAGGUUGAUUUCUUAUCCAGCUCGUGGUUCUUAUCGGCGGAGCUCGUGAAAGCGUUGUUCAUCGAGAAACCAUUCACAUUUGCCACCGGCGAAGAUCUUCACCUGAGCUAUCAGCUUCAGAAGUACAGAAACGCAGGUUCGUUUGUUCUUCCUGUGGAUCCAAAUGACAAGGAGACAUGGGGAGAUAGUGAACACAGGCUCGCUUACGUCUCCGAAACCACAGUGAUCUUCAAAAACAUUGUGGAAGUGAGAGACAAUCAAUGGUGGAAAGCUCUGUCUACAGGUUACAUAACUCAAUGGGCUGCGAUGUAUCCUCAGAAGAUCGACGCUCUGUUCUACGCGCAUUCGAUCGAUGAAGUGAAAGCGUUAGGUCCUUUGCUUGAAAAAUUCAGAACCACUGCCGGUAAAAAGGCUUACAUCGCUGUCUCGGGAGGGAAAUUCUGUCCCUGCGAGGAUGCUGCUUCGGCUAUGAAUUGGCCUAAGGUUGUUUGUAAAGAGAGGAGGUUCAAGAUCUUUGAUUUGGAAGUUGGAGCUAUCUUGGGGGUCUCGAACUCAGAGGUGCCUGUGUUCCAAGCUGUGUAUUCGAGCAUGAAAGGGCUUAUCAAGAUCCAUAACCCUAGCGUGGUGAUUACGGUAGCUGAUGCUGAUCCUAAUGUCAAGAAAGCUUUGAAAAUGGCUACUGAGACAAACCCUAAUGGCACACUUGUUCUUCUUCCGAGAGCUUCUAUCUCCAAGGUUCUAUGGAUGGCUGAUCUAAGAUCAACAGCAUUGCCAAAUUGGAACAAGAUGAGAGUCUCAGUGAACAUCAUCACGCAAAACAGAGCUCAAUCUUUACUAAGACUGCUCAAGUCUUUGAGCAAUGCGUACUACCUCGGCGACGAGAUACCUAUCAGCUUCAACAUGGAUAGCAAAGUGGAUGAAGAGACGAUAAGAGUUGUUACCACAUUCGAUUGGCCUCACGGACCAAAGACCUUGAGAAGAAGAAUCAUCCAAGGAGGACUAAUCCGAGCUGUGAGUGAGAGUUGGUAUCCAGCUUCUGAUGAUGACUUCGGUCUCCUGCUUGAAGACGACAUUGAAGUCUCUCCUUACUACUACCUCUGGAUCAAAUACGCUCUACUCGCUUACCACUACGACCCUCAAAUCUCUUUCCCUGAGCUCUCCUCCAUCUCUCUCUACACUCCCAAAAUCGUCGAAGUCGUUAAAGAGAGACCUAAAUGGAAUCCAACAGUGUUCUUCAAACAAAUCCAUCCACACACACCUUACCUUCACCAGUUACCUUGUAGCUGGGGAGCUGUUUUCUUCCCAAAGCAAUGGAGAGAGUUCUAUGUCUACAUGAACAUGAGAUUCACGGAGAACGCGAAAGCUAACCCGGUUCAGAUUCCGAAAUCAAGAACCAACGGUUGGCAAGCUUCUUGGAAGAAGUUCUUGAUUGAUAUGAUGUACCUUAGAGGAUACGUUACUCUCUACCCUAACUUCCCUAACCAGCAAAGCUUCUCAACCAACCACAUGGAGCCAGGAGCUCACAUUGCAGCCAAAGACAAUGUGGUGAAACACGAUAAAACUGAUUUCGAAGUUCCUUUGCUGAAGGAUGAUUUCAGAAACUUCUUGCCGAGUCAGAAACUCCCUCCGGCUUCAAAGCUUCCGUCGCUUAACCUCUUUAACAUUCCGGUUUCUCUGAAAGGUCUUAAAGCUGCAGGAGCUAAGCUUGGUCAAGAUGUUCUUCGUUGCAACAAUGUCUCUGAGAUUGUCGCCGUCGAUCACCAGACCGGUUUACCUGCUAGAUGCAUGAGAUUCUGA